AUGAAAGGCAAAGGCCAACUUUGCGACGGCAUCCCCGAGGUCACUUCUGUGGUCUCAACAUUUCACUUCAACUUCACUUUCUGUCUCUCUUACUCGGCUUGGACAGUUCGUCUCGUGUGGGGCUCCUUCGUUCGGAUUAGUGUACAGGUCUUCAGUGACUUUGGCUGCCCGCGCUCACUCGAGUUUGCCUGGGGUGUUUUGCGCCUCCCUAGUCACCCAUUAAACAACCACGAGACGCCUGCCUUCACCUGCUAUAGGGGCAAGGCUCCCGAAUUAUAUAUCGGGACGGGAUAA
Penicillium angulare is the source of this 294-nucleotide messenger RNA. RefSeq lists its product as uncharacterized. The record is from RefSeq and is a predicted model, not a curated record. Lineage: Eukaryota; Fungi; Ascomycota; Eurotiomycetes; Eurotiales; Aspergillaceae. The transcript has a single exon. The coding region runs from base 1 to 294 and encodes 97 amino acids.